Molecule: messenger RNA, 1938 nt
Organism: Hydatigera taeniaeformis
Lineage: Eukaryota; Metazoa; Platyhelminthes; Cestoda; Cyclophyllidea; Taeniidae
Source: the annotation of a GenBank genome assembly
GUUACAAACGAGGCAGCCGAGCCGGGGCUGACAGCAGAGGCAGUGCCUACAGGUGCAAUGGGGUCAAUGGUUGAGGAUCGGGUGACAAUGAAGUUGGAUGUGGCACACACCGAGCACAGCCAUCUGAUAGGCAAAGGUGGGCAUUGUGUCAAGGCAAUGAUGCUGGAGACACAGUGUCACAUUCACUUUCCUGACUCAAACCGUGUUCCCAACGUGGUGGAAAAGAGUAAUCAGGUCUCUAUCUCCGGUCAACUUGCAGAUGUGGAGCGGGCCAGAAGGCGUAUUCGGCAAAUGCUUCCUCUGUCUUACCUUUUUACCAUCCAAAACUCGUCCCCACAUGCGCUGACCCUGUAUCGCACCUCCUGCAUGGUACAACAUAUCGAAGCCAAGUUCUCUGUCGAGGUGACCUACCGUCACUAUUUCGCCUUUCCUCUGGCCGACUUAACUUUUCGUCAUCAUCCUCACGCCAAGUACCUCGCUUCGGCCACAACCAUUGUUGUCAGCGUACGCGGGCUCGCACACUUCGCCCACAAUGUAAUUGAGGCUACCAAGGCCCUGCUUGAACACCACUUUGGAAGGAUGGCUGAGCAAACAAACGUAUGGAUGACCUUGGACGUUGAGCCCAAACACCAAAUCAUCAUGCAGCACCACAUAGCUCAACGCAGUUUGGCUGAGGUAAUCCACGAGUCAACUGGAGCUCGAGUUUGGUUUCCACAGGAGACUUCUUUUCCUAUCGCUGCCACUUCUGCCAUCACCACUCUCUCACCCUGUCCCAGCCCCCUUUCGAUCUCCCCACGUCGAAGUGGAUUCUAUGCGCCACGACUGUGUCCUACUCCAAGUUUGCCUGUCUCCUCCGUUAGCCUCUUCCAACGUCCUGAAGCUCGCACGAUGAUCACUAUCUUUGGAAGUGUUAAUGGUUGCUUUGUGGCCCGACAGACGCUUAUGACUCUGCUUCCGGUGACUUUGAUUGCAGAAAUAACCGGCGAGGAGGCUUUGAUCCUUUCGCGCAUCGACUACAAUGCUUACAAGUCCUUGAAUGACGUCAGUGUCACAUUUCGGGCCAAGCCUAGACACUCAUUUCGUCAAUCGUUGGUUCUGAAGACGUACGAAGCCAACGUUAAUUCUCUCUACUCUGUCCUCUCCAACUUAAAAAUGGUCAUGCGUUCACGAGUGGAAAAGAAUUCCCCUAAUUAUUGUGACGGACAAGCUGUACGAUUUACCAGUAAACCUUUUAACAUGAGCGAAGACGACAAGAAGUUAACUGAGAAAGUGACAGAAUGCCGAAUGGGAAGGGCUGUCAUUUCACCGGCUGGCAUCUUCCUCCUAGUGCAAGCAGAAUACAAGGUGGAAAAUAGGUGCCUACCCUUGAUUGAAGAAAUUCAAAAUGGUGUGACCACUUUACCACCGUUGGAGGCGUUUAUGCCUCCAACCUCGAAGGAGCAGGAGGUAGAGACUGAGCUGGAGAAGGUGGCUUCUUUACGAAGGCAGAGGUCGCGGUAUCCUUUUCUGAGCCAAUCCUUCGCCAUCUGGUCAGGUGAAAGCAGAAGUCCAUCACCAAAUUUAUCAACUUUACAACCGCAUAUUUCUUUGGAAAGUGGAGGUAUGACUUUUUUAGGCUCUGAUCCUGCUACAGCGAAUUGCGAAGCCCUUUUCAAUGAUUCGGUGAUUUCUGAAAAUUGUGAACCCAAGGGAUUGCUGAAGUGCGGCCAAAGUGGAAGUGUUCCCAUAUCAGAGGAGCCCAUGUGGCCAAAGCUGUCAACUUUGUGGCAGCAAAGAGAGUCUCAAGGGACGCAAGAGGAGACAUUGUUGAGUUCUCCUGCGGACCAGUGUGGAACUACGGACUUACCCUCUUGGUACUCGACUAGGAAUUUGUGCAGUGGUCUCUUUCUCAACCCCUGGAAUGACAAAUCUAGGGGUAAUACUGACUUCUUGAGGUAA